CAACCUCCCAGCCAUCCAAUGCAUCUCGCCUAAUCGAUUCAUCGUCUAGAAUAUCCCCGCAAUGAAUGACGGCGCCAUCUACAACGAGGAAGACAACGACGCGACACAACCUGUUUCCUCGCCUGGAUCAGUGAGAUGUCCCUAUGCGGCUCCAGCAAGCCAUAGCGCUGCGUGAAUAGCAAUUCUGCUCUUCUCGAAGACGUUGCUCGGGACUGUUUCCUGCGGGACAAGGUCGUAAAAUUCCGAUGCCCACUACGCGCUGGUUGACUCUUUGAGUUGACUCCGCUGUAAGGGUCGGGACCUUGUUAGGUAGCAGCUAUUGCUGUCUGCUACCGUUGCCAGUACAUUAUCCGCAGCUAACGUCUUCCUUGAGGAGCGGAGGACUUUUUAAGCUCCGCAUUCAUGGCAGGCUAUCGCUUCGCGUGGAUCGCUGUUCUGCUCCGGUGAAGAUACUCCUCGGAACUGUUGCCUGCGAGACAAGGUCGUAAAAUGCCAAUGCCAGCCCUACGCUCUCAGGCCAUCGCUUGACUUGCGUCAGUGGAGGGGUUGGGAUCUUGUUAGGUAGCAGCUACUAUUGUCUGCUACCGUUGCCAGUACAUUAUCCGCAGCAGUGUUUUCAUUGAAAUGAGUGGGGGGACUUUUGGAGCUCCGCGCUACUCACUGUAUUCACGGCCAUGGUCAGGGGAACUGCACAUGACGGCCAUAAUAUGCACCAUGUGUGAUUUGCUAAUGUAUUCUGACUUUAGAUAUUCUAGUGUCUCCCAAAAUAAUCGCCAUGAUAAAGUAAACAGCAAUGACGACGGAGAUGAACAGAUCAAGAGUAGCAUCAAUGAAUCGCCAGCCGUGACUGAACCUGCAAAAGAAGAGAACGCCACCGUGAUCGACAUAUCUUAUCAGAAGAACAGUAACAUGGAAUGAUGCUAGUGAACAACUUUGUCAGAUGGAAGAUGUCUCAUUCGACUUGUACUUGAACACUUCAGCCAAUACAGCAAUGUUCAAGCUUCAUGCUUAUGUUAUCCUCAGAGGCGGCAAAGGCAAGAGCAACAAGCAAGCUGUUCAUUUAUACAUAUAUCCCGAAAGGAUUUAAGCUAUAAAGUACAAUGUCUACCACAAUCCACAGCCUUCAACCCCCAAGACAUUCUAGCCUCGGCAUUACUCACUAUGCAUUUCCAUGACGCAAGCGCCUGAUUUCAUACGCCCCAAAGGACGCCCUUUAGACUCUAAAGGCAAAACGAAGACUCGACUACAUUUGAUUGAAGACCUGGCCAGCGUGACCAAUUUUAUUGUGCAUCUCGACAGUUCCAACGCAGUUCUAAGCAAAGCAGACCUCGAUUUACUCGAAAAAACAUUCUCGGGCGAUCGCCCUGAAGGCCGCCCGCGCACAGAUCUGCCGCGGGCAAACCCAGCUACACUGUAUGCUGGUCGUGGAGGCGAAGUUGCCGAGAAGAAUGAAUUUACGCAUACUGCGGAAAGCCCUCCUCCAUACGCUGGCGCUGUGCCAAACCCUCAAAAUUCCACCCGCGUCCUAGUUCUUCUAAAAGACGUUGUGUGCCGCCUGGACAAUAUCGAAAAUCGGAUUGAAACACGCUUUGAUGAUAUGGAAAGCCGUGUCUCUGGGCUAGAGCAAUACAUCAAAGACAACCUCAGAGACGUACUCGAUAAUGGCCGCAGCCCAUGUCGAUAUGGAACAGAAGAGAGACAAGAGAUCUUUGAAGAGAUGAAUAACCAAAUUGACGACUGCGCAACGGACCUGAAAUGGACUUGCCAGGAUGCAAUCAACGAAAUGGAGAAGGAAAACGGCAGGAUAUUGACUCGAGUGACGGAAGAUUUGAAAGAAGAAGUGAGACAAUCAAGCGACGACGCCUAG
This is a messenger RNA of Trichoderma atroviride IMI 206040, 1867 nucleotides long. RefSeq lists its product as uncharacterized. NCBI's taxonomy places the organism in Eukaryota, Fungi, Ascomycota, Sordariomycetes, Hypocreales, Hypocreaceae. The record is from RefSeq and is a predicted model, not a curated record.